ACUCCAUGGUUUUUAUGGAGAUCUCUUGAUACCGAAACUUCUUUCUUCUUUACGUGCUUCUCCUCUGAUCCUGUGGAGAUGAAAAUUGACAUCCAUAGUCAUAUUCUACCAAAAGAAUGGCCAGAUCUAAAAAAGAGAUUCGGCUAUGGAGGCUGGGUGCAGCUCCAACAUCACAGCAAGGGGGAAGCAAAGAUGCUGAAAGAUGGGAGGGUCUUCAGAGUGGUCCAAGAGAACUGCUGGGAUCCAGAAGUUCGUAUUAGAGAAAUGGACCAAACAGGGGUGACCGUGCAAGCUCUUUCCACAGUUCCUGUCAUGUUUAGUUACUGGGCCAAACCUCAGGACACUCUAGACCUGUGCCAGCUUUUAAACAAUGACCUAGCUGCCACCGUUGCAAAGCACCCCAGGAGGUUUGUGGGUCUGGGGACAUUGCCCAUGCAGGCCCCUGAGCUGGCCGUCAAGGAAAUGGAGCGCUGUGUGAAGGAGCUGGGUUUUCCAGGGGUCCAGAUUGGCUCCCACAUCAAUGAAUGGGACCUGAACGCGCAAGAACUCUUCCCCAUCUAUGCAGUGGCUGAAAAGUUGAACUGUUCCCUAUUUGUCCAUCCCUGGGACAUGCAGAUGGAUGGACGAAUGGCCAAAUACUGGCUCCCUUGGCUUGUAGGAAUGCCAGCAGAGACCACCACAGCCAUUUGCUCCAUGAUCAUGGGAGGAGUGUUUGAGAAAUUUCCUAAACUGAAAGUGUGUUUUGCACAUGGAGGUGGUGCCUUCCCUUUCACAGUAGGAAGAAUUUCCCAUGGAUUCAACAUGCGCCCAGAUCUGUGUGCCCAGGACAAUCCGACCAACCCAAAGAAAUACCUUGGUUCCUUUUACACAGACUCCUUGGUUCAUGAUCCUCUGGCACUUAAACUGUUAACAGAUGUCAUAGGAAAGGAUAAAGUCAUUUUGGGAACUGAUUACCCCUUUCCACUAGGGGAGCUGGAACCUGGAAAAUUAAUAGAGUCCAUAGAAGAAUUUGAUGCAGAAACAAAGGAUAGACUCAAAGCUGGCAAUGCCCUAGCAUUUUUGGGUCUUGAGAGAAAACAAUUUGAAUGACUUGCAUUUACUACAAACAUUCAAGAAGAUAUUUUAUUUUUGUUUUUAAAUAUGUAUCACACAUGCAUUACUAAAAUCUUAUUUUGAACUAUUUUAUCCAGAAAUAGGAUAUACACAAAUGUUCUAAAUUAUUCAUAACAAAAAUGAGUCACAGAAUUUGUUUUCAUUCUGAAAAACUAUAUUAUUUCAUGUGCAAAUCAAAAAUGAUUUUCCCUGCACUUUUUAAAUUAAUGGCAGAAAUAAAAACCAAAUGUCAUUCAUGAUUUAUAUGGAGAAAGACCAAAACCAUCCUGGAGGGCUGAAGUAGGUUCUCCACUUUGAGCAAGUAUAUGUGAAUGGGGCCCAAAUAACCUGUUUUCAUUCACUUUUAACACCUUCCAUUGGUCCACAACUGGACUGGGAAUGCUUUAGAGUCCAAAAAAAUAAGUGAUAUGUACACACACACACACACACAUAUAUAUAUACAUACAUAUAUAUACACAUAUAUACAUACAUACAUAUAUAUAAUAUAUCCCAUAAUCCCUAGAGAGUUUAUAGUCCAAUUAAAGAGGCAAGACACAUGUUCAUGGAAUAAUUACUACACAAUAUAUUAGGAGUUAUAGAAGUUUCAGUAAGAAAAAUUCACUUGGAUUCAAACUGGAGCAGAUCUGCAUAGAAGUUGGGCUGAGUCUCUAAGAAUAGAAAGGCUUGUUCAGAGUUGGAGGAUGGGAAAUAGACAAAGGGGCAAAACUAUAAGAACAGGGGUUUCAAACUGAAUGAGAACUUACCUAUUCUGGAAAACAGUUCCAGUCUAUAAUUUACCUUUACCAGAAGCUCUUUUAAUUUAAAAUACUGAGCAAAAUGUGUAAAGCUAGUUAUGGAGAUUGAGCAGAGUGAUACCAGGGUAGCCUUAUUCUACUUACUUCAUUUAUGGUGGUCUCAUCUGGGCUGCUGAAAAUGAACUUGGUCUUGGAGUGGUGAUGAACAUCUGUGGUUCAUGUACCUCUGGCUGAAUUCUAAAAACCAAAUAUAAUUUUUCAAAAUUA
This is a messenger RNA of Felis catus (domestic cat), 2114 nucleotides long. RefSeq names its product aminocarboxymuconate semialdehyde decarboxylase (gene ACMSD). NCBI's taxonomy places the organism in Eukaryota, Metazoa, Chordata, Mammalia, Carnivora, Felidae. Bases 79 to 1089 code for a protein of 336 amino acids. The transcript is spliced from 10 exons. The record is from RefSeq and is a predicted model, not a curated record. Gene Ontology annotation, molecular function: carboxy-lyase activity; hydrolase activity. Gene Ontology annotation, biological process: secondary metabolic process. Gene Ontology annotation, cellular component: cytoplasm; cytosol.